CUGUUAUUAAACACCAAAAGCAGGAUGCAACUGCAGUUUGCAAACUUCCCGACCUUGAUGCGUGCGUCUCUCAAAAGGGAUUUAAUUGGAAAUCCUUUGGAAUAUUACAAUAUUUUGUUCCUUUUAACCAUUAUUUUAAUCAUCUCUUGAGUUGUUGGUCACCUCCCUAAAAUCCUAUCUUUGUGGCCACCAAUCCCUCUCCAAAUUUCUUCGCUUUUUCCACUCUCUUUGCCAUUACUACGAACACUUGACAGACAAAAAGUUUCACUCGGACAAGCAAAACUCCCUUCUUCUCUUCUCUCUCUAUCCCUUCACCAAUCUUUAUCGAGGUCUAAUGAAAUCCGAUUUUCCCAAACGGCCAAAUUUGAUCUUCAACCAAAUCCCACCAAGAAAAAGAGAACACUGAAAACAAAAAAGGAAAAAAAAAAAAGAGUAAUUGAAUAUGCAGUCUUCAGCUGUGAGCCAAGAACCUUCAAUACCACUUGGUUUCAUAUCCCAAUUGGGCUCUUUCGCAUUCAGCUCGUCCAGUUUAAACCCUGAGCUACAGUCGGCCUAUUUGUCCAGCUUUUUGUACUUUGACGCCCUGAAGAAGCCCAAAUCUGUGGCCUCGUUGAGCCUGAGAAGUAAAGGCGCCGCGUUUAGCAUUACAAGAUUUAUAAAUCAGUUCAAUAAUGCUGUUAAAUUCCAUUGCGAGAGAAUCCCACUCGGGUUCGCCUUCGACUCAGGGGAGAAUAAUGGGCGUGCGGAUGAUGGGAAUGGGAUUUUGGAGGGCUCAGAUGGAGUUUCUGCUAAUGCCGUUGUGCCGAAUGCCCCGAAAAAGGUUCUGAUAUUGAUGAGCGAUACGGGUGGGGGCCACAGAGCUUCUGCCGAGGCCAUUAAAGCAGCUUUUAGAGAAGAAUUUGGAGAUGAAUAUCAGGGGGGUCUUGGGGGUUCAGUUUUAUUUCUGACGAGACAUAUGGUACCUGGUUCUUUAAAGCUUGUACCUUUAUCUGGCACAAUCAGUCCUGGGGAGAAGAAAGCCAGCAUUGUAAGGCAUGUGUUCUUGUCGAACGUGUUUGAUGUGUUAAAAGAUGUCUUUUUUAUACAGGUUUUUGUUACGGAUUUGUGGACAGAUCAUACUCCUUGGCCCUUUAAUCAGCUACCAAAGAGCUAUAACUUCCUCGUGAAACACGGUACACUUUGGAAAAUGACAUAUUAUGCUACUGCUCCGCGUGUCGUUCACCGAACCAAUUUCGCUGCCACCUCAACGUUUAUAGCUCGGGAGGUCGCAAAAGGGUUGAUGAAAUACCAGCCAGAUAUUAUUAUUAGUGUACAUCCUCUAAUGCAACAUGUUCCACUUCGCAUUUUGAGGGCUAAGGGUCUUUUGAAGAAGAUUGUUUUUACCACAGUAGUAACAGAUCUGUCCACAUGUCAUCCCACAUGGUUUCACAAGCUUGUAACAAGAUGCUAUUGCCCAUCAGCAGAGGUGGCCAAACGAGCACUGAGAGCUGGUCUUCAGAGGUCUCAAAUUAAGGUCUAUGGUCUUCCUGUUCGGCCCUCAUUCGUGAAGCCUGUCCGCCCUAAGGGUGAAUUAAGAAAGGAGCUGGGAAUGGACGAGCAGCUGCCAGCUGUCUUGCUAAUGGGCGGUGGUGAAGGUAUGGGCCCCAUUGAGGCCACCGCUCGAGCUCUUGGGGAUGCAUUGUAUGAUGAAACUCGCGGUCAACCAAAUGGUCAGGUUCUUGUUAUUUGUGGUCGGAAUAAGAAGCUACUUAAUAAAUUGCAAUCACUUGACUGGAAGAUCCCUGUUGAGGUGAAGGGUUUUAUCACCAAAAUGGAAGAGUGCAUGGGUGCUUGUGAUUGUAUUAUAACUAAGGCGGGUCCUGGAACAAUAGCAGAGGCUAUGAUUCGUGGUCUCCCUAUUAUCCUGAAUGAUUACAUUGCUGGACAGGAAGCAGGGAAUGUCCCGUAUGUUGUCCAAAAUGGAUGCGGGAAAUUCUCAAAGUCCCCAAAAGAGAUAGCGAGGAUCGUUUCUGAGUGGUUCGGUCCUAAACAAGAUGAGCUCAUGGUGAUGUCAGCAAACGCGCUUCGGCUUGCCAGGCCGGAUGCUGUCUUUAAGAUUGUGCACGAUCUUCAUGAGUUGGUUAGGCAAAGAAGCCUCGCGCAUCAGUAUUGUACCUCGACUUGAUCAAAAUUAUUAUCUUGGCAAAAAUUUUGCUACUUUAUUUUUUGUUUUGUUUUUCUGAGGAUAUUAGGUUCAUUAAUUAUGAUCAGAUUUCAGACCAUCUGUUGAUUGAUUCGAGGAGUGCAUUAAUUUGUGCAAGCUUUGAGAUUGCGCGGGGUUAUGUUUUUGGUUGCAUGCUAUGUGGAGGAUCUAUGCACAUUAAGUAAUAUUUUACCUUCUUUACGUUUUUGGUACCUGGAGUUUUACUUAAUUGAUUUUUGC
Molecule: messenger RNA, 2422 nt
Organism: Striga asiatica
Lineage: Eukaryota; Viridiplantae; Streptophyta; Magnoliopsida; Lamiales; Orobanchaceae
Source: the annotation of a GenBank genome assembly